AUGUCACAGAUCAAAUGCGACGAAACGAGACCGUCGUGCCGACAAUGUGCUACCCGUGGUCAAGAUUGUGGUGGAUAUCGCUUACAUGUCCGAUGGUCCACCAAGCACGAGAGUCGUCCAGUUCACCGGGCGAAACACCAGUCUUCGCCUACAUGGCUUUACACAGCUCGAAAAUCACAGCCUGCCCAGUGCCGACAGCUUCCUGCAGAGCCUGAUGCUACCCCCGCGUAUCCCGCUCUGUCAGAAUCGGAAUCGCAACUCACAUCAACAACCGCAUGCAGCAGCAGCUCCGCCGACGCUCCUUUUGACUGCCCAAGAGACGAGACAAGGUCUGUCUUGGAUCUGGGACUGCUCGGACUUGUGAGUCGUUUAGCGUGGGAUCCGUUCAACACCAGCAGCAGCAGCAGCAAUAGCGCCAUCGAUGGAGACUGGACACACGCCGGACCUACAGCGUUUUCCGGAUGGGAUAGCGAUGAGCCAGCCCCCAACAACGAGGACACGGCUCUUUACGACACAGAAGUCACUUGGAGUACGGUUUCACAAGAAUCAACAGCUUUUUCGGAUGACUCGGGCUGUUUCGACACUGAUCUAGACGCAAGGCAGCCAUUGGUUCCAAUCUCCACCGUCGCCCACGGGCCAUACAUGAUGGUUGAAUACUGGUUUCGCGAUAUUUGCCCCCUUUGGUCCCAGUACGAUUCCGAAUCCAAUUUCAAUCGUACUAUAGCUGCCGCCCUUUGGUCCAACUGCGAAGCCGUACAGCUCAGCCUUCAGGCCAUGUCUACAGCCUACUUGGCUUCCAAGGUCCCAACCAUGAAGGACAUGUCUUUUUCAAUGAUGAAGGCUGCUGCCGAGGUGAUCACAGCGGAUCUACAUACUAUAAACUCACAUCAGCUAUUCGAUACCGUCCCUGUAGGAUUGCUCUACUCAUUACUCUGCAUCGGAACAAGUAUCUGCUGGCUCAACGCCGGCCAAUUGGGAUUGCCAUUCUUGAGCGAGGCUAAAGCCUUGCUAUACAAUAUCAACCAGCACUCGGAUUCACUACCUGCCGACCAGCGCCAACUCUUGCAAUUCUUCAACAAAAGCUGGCUCUACGUCGAAAUGCUCCUAUCCAUGGUCCUCUCAAACUGCAAGAGCCUACAAGCUGUCGAGGGGAUUGGCGAGGCGGAUGUACGGACAUGCAUAGGCCCAGACUUGCCUCUUGUACCCGUUGAUGAUUUCCCGCACCCCUGGACCGGCAUAUGCAGUACGAGUCUCCGACUUUUCACGCGCACCAUGAAAUUGUGUCACAGAUUUCGCCAUGCCGCUCGUACUCGGGCUACGUUCGCUUCUGCGCAUGUCACCUCGGCCAUGAGGUUGAUGGAACAAGCUACAUCGGUUGAGGAGCAAUUACUUGCCCUGGAUCUCAGUCAUCUCGAGACAGGAGGGAAGACGGACGACAGCAAAACACCCAAUCAACAUCUUGUUAGGGUAGGGGAGGCUUACCGCCAAGCCGGCCUGCUACAGCUGUACCAGACCUUCCCGGAUCUUCUCGUCGCACGUUAUAGCCUCCAGACGACUGCGGAAAACAACGCCCACUUCCUAUGGCAUACCUGGAUUACACCCAUAGCUCUACAGCUCGUCACUCUCUUGAAGGGCCUUCCAGGAUACUCUGGAAGUAAAAUGACACAACCUCUGCUCUGCAUCACUGCCAGUAGUGGGUUGAGGUUACAGCGCCCACUCACCCAACGGGUACGUCAGUCGCAAACGGCAGACUCCUCGGACAAACACAUUGAGCAUCAUGACAUGCUUCAAUAUAUUGAAAUCUCUCGCGAAAACAGUGAGCGGGAGCAUGAGGAACAGGUCCAGGAGGACGCAGAAUCAACUGUACUCAGUGCACGACAAUUUAUUCGAGAUCGUUUGAAGCUGCUUAAAACUGUUCUACCUUCAAAGCCAGUCUUAGUAGCUGAAGAACUUGUCGAAGCUAUUUGGAGGGCCUACGAUGGCGAGCACUCGUUGGAAUAUGCCACUCAUUGGAUUGAUAUCAUGGAACGAGAAAAUUUGAAAUCCAACUUUGCUUAA
Metarhizium robertsii ARSEF 23 is the source of this 2058-nucleotide messenger RNA. RefSeq names its product C6 zinc finger domain containing protein. Bases 1 to 2058 code for a protein of 685 amino acids. The record is from RefSeq and is a predicted model, not a curated record. Gene Ontology annotation, cellular component: nucleus. Lineage: Eukaryota; Fungi; Ascomycota; Sordariomycetes; Hypocreales; Clavicipitaceae. The transcript has a single exon. Gene Ontology annotation, molecular function: DNA-binding transcription factor activity, RNA polymerase II-specific; zinc ion binding; transcription cis-regulatory region binding. Gene Ontology annotation, biological process: positive regulation of transcription by RNA polymerase II.